Messenger RNA from Harpegnathos saltator (Jerdon's jumping ant), 2260 nucleotides. RefSeq names its product Cytochrome P450 4g15 (gene Cyp4g15). The transcript is spliced from 8 exons. Gene Ontology annotation, molecular function: heme binding; monooxygenase activity; oxidoreductase activity, acting on paired donors, with incorporation or reduction of molecular oxygen. The record is from RefSeq and is a predicted model, not a curated record. The coding region runs from base 118 to 1809 and encodes 563 amino acids. NCBI's taxonomy places the organism in Eukaryota, Metazoa, Arthropoda, Insecta, Hymenoptera, Formicidae.
CAAGCCGAGCCGAUCAGUCCAAUGUUGGUACACCGUAGGAUCUAAUCGUGCAUUUGUGAAAAAAGAUUAGAUAUAUAAAUACAUAUAUAACAAUACAUAUAUAGAGAUAGGACGACCAUGUCUGUGACUGAACCGAAAAUAAUAGCCGGCUCCGUCGCAGCAGCGGCGUCCGCCGGACUGUCGGCGACCACGGUUUUCCUCUCACUCCUGAUACCCGCCCUCGUCCUGUACUACAUCUACUUCAGGAUCUCCCGUCGACACAUGAUCGAGCUUGCGGCGAAGCUACCGGGCCCCGACGGCCUGCCAUUUAUUGGGAAUGCGCUGAUGUUCCUAGGAAACUCCGACACCAUUUUCCGUAAUAUAUACAGGAAGUCCUUCGAAUUCGACCAGAUCAUCAAAUUAUGGCUCGGGCCGAAGCUGAUAGUCUUUCUCAUGGACCCGCGCGACGUCGAGAUCAUCCUGUCCAGCUACAUCUACCUCGACAAGUCUACCGAGUACCGAUUCUUCAAGCCCUGGCUUGGGAAUGGCCUCCUCAUUUCCACAGGCCAGAAAUGGCGCGCCCAUCGCAAGCUGAUUGCGCCGACAUUCCACUUGAACGUGCUCAAGAGCUUCAUCGACCUCUUCAACGCAAACUCUCGCGCCGUGGUGGAGCGAAUGCGCAAGGAGGGCGGCAAGGAAUUCGACUGCCACGACUACAUGUCCGAGUGCACCGUCGAGAUCCUCCUUGAGACCGCGAUGGGUGUCUCCAAGAACACGCAGGAUCGGAGCGGCUUCGAAUACGCCAUGGCCGUUAUGAAGAUGUGCGACAUUCUGCACCUGCGCCACACAAAGAUCUGGCUGAGACCCGACUGGCUGUUCAAUCUAUCGAAAUACGGCAAGGACCAGAUCCGUCUGCUGGAGAUCAUCCACGGGCUCACGAAGAAGGUGAUCGCGCGCAAGAAGCAGGAUUACAAGAGCGGCAAGCGCAACCUGAUCGAUGUCACCAUGCAAAACGGCACCGUUCAGGCCGCCAAGAACACCACCGUGGAAGGGCUCUCCUUCGGACAGUCGGCUGGCCUCAAAGACGACCUCGACGUGGACGAUAACGACGUCGGCGAGAAGAAGAGGCAAGCCUUCCUCGACCUGCUGAUGGAAGCCGGUCAGAAAGGCUCCGUGCUUACGGAUGAAGAAGUUAAGGAGCAAGUCGACACUAUUAUGUUCGAGGGACACGACACAACUGCGGCCGCGUCGAGCUUCUUCCUAUCGGUGAUGGGUUGCCACCUGGACAUUCAGGAGAAAGUUAUCCAGGAACUCGACGAAAUCUUCGGCGACAGCGACAGACCCGCGACCUUCCAAGAUACGCUGGAGAUGAAGUAUCUCGAGCGGUGUCUCAUGGAGACUCUCCGCAUAUAUCCGCCUGUGCCGGUUAUCGCACGGAACAUCGACAAGGACUUGAAACUCGCAUCGGGAGACUACACGAUCCCGGCCGGCAGCACGGUCGUGGUGACUACUUUCAAGAUGCACCGCCAGCCACACCUGUACCCGAACCCGGAGGUCUUCAACCCCGACAACUUCCUGCCCGAAAAGACCGCCAACCGCCACUACUACGCCUUCGUGCCGUUCUCCGCCGGGCCACGCUCCUGCGUGGGCCGCAAGUACGCCAUGCUCAAGCUCAAAAUCAUCCUGUCCACGAUCAUGAGGAACUUCCGCGUCAAGUCCGACAUCUUGGAGUCCGACUUCAGGCUUCAAGCCGACAUCAUCCUCAAGCGAGCCGAGGGCUUCAAAAUCAGACUGCAGCCGAGGAAACUGGCGGCCACGGCGACCGCUUAGGCUCUUCGGCUCGACUUCAAAGGUGUCAUUAGUGCGAAGAGUAAACGGUGGUAGAGAAUAGCAGCGACGAGAAGGCGCGAAUCGCGUGUUUGAAGCUUCGAGUCGGAGCGGAGACCAGAGUGUCGGAAGGAUCGCACAUCGACUUUUUCCUUGAUGAGUAUCUGAACGGAGUAGAUAUGAGGGCAAGGUUUAAUUAGCAUUUAGAAACCCUUUGCCUUCAUUGACAGCGCAUGCUCCGUGCAGACAUUCAAGUCGAUGGGGAUGGCGUCUCGCCCGAGAAGAAUAAAACAAACGCGUCGGAUCGCGUCUGCGCGAAUGUGUAUUAGACAUUGUAUAGACCGGUCCGUGGUCGUUGAUCGUUUUAAGACACGUAGCCUUUACACCCUGAUUACUUACGUUGAUAUUUAUCGUCUCGCAAUAAAUUAUGCGGCGCGAAUGCCGCGAAAUCUGA